AUGGGGCGGACCGUGGCUAGACUGUCUACGGUCCGGUCCGUGGCCCUCCGGCCCCGGUUCGGCCCCAUUGCGGAAGGCCGCGUCAUCACUCCAACUCCCACCUCUGUCGUCUCCCUCCCACCUCCAAUCUUCCGUCUCCCACAUCGUCAACCCACCGUCGUCUCGCACCGUUCGCCUUUGCCUCGCUGCUCGCACCAUCGCCGUCGCCGCCGCCGCCGCCCUCCCUCGCCCUUCAUCUCGCACCGCCUUGCCCCGUCGCCAUCGCUCGCCGUUCUCUCGCCCCCGCCCUCGCCUCGCCCUCGCCCUCACUCGCCCUCGCUCGCCGUCGUCUCAUCGCCUCAUCCUUACGUCAGUGUUCCGAACGGCCUUCUUCACAACGAUCUCCUUUUCGACCACGUUUCCAAGAUGAGAAAACUAUCGAGCUCCCUCGAUUCUCUACGGGAAGAGCUCUCCGGAAUAUCUGAAACGGAGCAGGAAAUGACGGAGGUUCUGAAACAUGUGAACGAAUUGGAGCGCAUUCUGAGAGAGACGAAGAGAGUUAAAGUGACCUUCUCGAAUGCCACGAAUCUCGAACUCCAGAACCUGGAUGUCAAGGCGGGGCGACUCGUCUUCAAGGCCAGCAAGGUUGCCGAUUUGGCGAAAGAGGGUAAAUGGGGUAAUCAUGUAGAUGAAGAGCUGAAAGAUCUUUCUUCUCGACUGCACAAGAUUCAUCAUCGCGUUAAUAUGAACUAUGAGGUCGGGGCUCGGAUGCUCCUCGAUGCCAUCCUCCUGUCCCUGGGAGAAGUCAUUUCGACGCUGAAUCCCAAUCACGAUCUAGCUAUCAUUCCGGAAAUGAAGCCGCAGGACGCUGCGUUCGAGAAUGGGAAUUAUCGUGUCUUGUUCGGCGGAAGUAUUGACUACGGUGUCGUCGAGUACGAGAAAGAUCCAGACAAUGAUAAUGAAGGCCGCCUCGUUGGUCCCGACAGCACGAAUGCAUUUGUGCUCCGGGUUGCAGCUGGACAAAUCUUCCUGGUUGAAGCCAAGCGUCUGCUGAUAUCAGGGGGCCUGGGUGCGUUCGUUCCGGAAGCGGUCACGCAAGCGAUGGCAAUUUCGUCGAACGCGAAGCUGAAUGUCGUCCGUUUCUGUCUUUCGGACGGAUUUCGCUUCAUUUUCUUUGUGCUGAAGACAGAGGAUGAUCGAUACACAUAUUAUCAAUCAACGGCUCGUGAGCUUGGCCGUCCAAUGGACCUCACUUUCAAUGAGCGCCUCCGAGAGAUUGUGUAUCUUCUUGUUGAAUGGCUUAAGCCAGAGCAAACUGAAUUGUAUGAGCUGAAGGAUUAA
Messenger RNA from Cyclocybe aegerita, 1320 nucleotides. Lineage: Eukaryota; Fungi; Basidiomycota; Agaricomycetes; Agaricales; Hemipholiotaceae. The record is from the annotation of a GenBank genome assembly.